This is a messenger RNA of Dicrocoelium dendriticum, 396 nucleotides long. The record is from the annotation of a GenBank genome assembly. Lineage: Eukaryota; Metazoa; Platyhelminthes; Trematoda; Plagiorchiida; Dicrocoeliidae.
AUGUGUCAUGUCUCCGCUUCCAAACAGGCGAUGCUCCUGAGAGCUCUUGUUUAUAAAUUGCUUGAUGCUGAAUCAGGGUGCUCCCCUUCCGAAGGUAUGUGUACGGAACCUGUUACGAGCUAUGCACCAGAUUUGAUUAAUCACUUUAGUUCCUACUUGAGAGCCACUGACAGCAUACUACCUGAUCCAACUGUUGAGGCCAAGCUGUAUUCUUUACUGCGACAUCGUGGUCGCGAUUUGGAUUGCAUUCCGCUGAAGCGUCUCAUUCAACGUCUCUUUGGCCAAUUGUUUCUGUUACAAUCAACCCCAAAGACGAUGUACAGUUCCUUCAGCUCAAUGCCUGGUUCUGGAACCCGAAACGGUCUUUCAUCCAGUGGUUUCCAUUCGGACGUGUAG